This is a messenger RNA of Castor canadensis (American beaver), 5466 nucleotides long. The record is from RefSeq and is a predicted model, not a curated record. Lineage: Eukaryota; Metazoa; Chordata; Mammalia; Rodentia; Castoridae.
AUGAUGCCCCAGAAGAAGAAGAGGAGGAAAAAAGACAUCGACUUUCUGGGUUUGUACGAGCAGGAGCUGCUGAACUAUGCUUCAGAGGAUGACGAGGAUGAGCUGGAGCACGAGUACUACAAGGCCAAGGUAUACGAGGUGGUCACAGCCACAGGGGACGUUCGAGGUGCAGGGACAGAUGCCAAUGUCUUCAUCACAAUUUUUGGAGAGAAUGGGCUCUCUCCCAAGCUCCAUCUUACCAGCAAGAGUGAGUCUGCCUUUGAGAAAGCCAAUGUCGAUGUGUUCCGAGUAAGAACCAACAACGUGGGCCUCAUCUAUAAAAUUAGGAUUGAGCACGACAACACAGGCUUGAAUGCCAGCUGGUAUCUCGAUCAUGUGAUCGUGACUGACAUGAAGAGGCCUCAUCUCCGCUACUACUUCAACUGUAACAACUGGCUGAGCAAGGUGGAAGGUGACCGCCAGUGGUGCCGGGACCUGCUGGCCAGCUUCAACCAGAUGGACACGCCCAGAGGUAACAAGUAUGAAAUCAAGGUAUACACUGGUGACGUAAUUGGUGCAGGAACAGAUGCUGAUGUCUUCAUCAAUAUCUUUGGAGAGUAUGGAGACACAGGGGAGCGUAGGCUGGAAAACGAAAAGGACAACUUUGAAAAAGGAGCUGAAGAUAAGUUCAUGCUGGAUGCCCCGGAUUUGGGACAGCUGAUGAAAAUCAAUGUGGGCCACAACAACAAGGGGGGGUCUGCAGGUUGGUUCCUGUCCAAGAUAAUCAUUGAAGAUAUUGGGAACAAAAGGAAAUAUGACUUCCCCCUUAACCGCUGGUUGGCCUUGGAUGAAGAUGAUGGCAAAAUCCAAAGGGAUAUCUUAGUGGGUGGAGCUGAGACCACAGCUAUCACCUAUAUUGUCACCGUCUUCACUGGGGAUAUUCGGGGAGCUGGGACCAAAUCCAAAAUCUACUUGGUCAUGUACGGGGCCAGAGGGAAUAAGAACAGUGGGAAAAUCUUCCUGGAGGGAGGUGUGUUUGACCGAGGCCGCACAGACAUCUUCCAUAUCGAGCUGGCUGUCCUCCUUAGCCCCUUGAGUCGGGUCUCCAUUGGGCAUGGCAAUGUGGGUGUCAACAGAGGCUGGUACUGUGAGAAGGUAGUGAUCUUGUGCCCCUUCACUGGCAUCCAGCAGACCUUCCCCUGCAGCAACUGGCUGGAUGAGAAGAAAGCAGAUGGGCUGAUCGAGAGGCAGCUCUAUGAGAUGAUGUCUCUGAGGAAGAAGCGACUGAAAAAAUUUCCUUGGUCCCUGUGGGUCUGGACGACUGAUCUGAAGAAAGCUGGUACCAACUCACCCAUCUUCAUCCAGAUUUAUGGGCAGAAGGGGCGGACAGAUGAGAUUUUCCUGAAUCCCAACAACAAAUGGUUCAAACCAGGCAUCAUCGAGAAGUUUAGGCUUGAGCUCCCCGAUCUUGGUAGAUUUUAUAAGAUUCGAGCAUGGCAUGAUAGGCGGAAUCCUGGCUCUGGAUGGCAUUUAGAAAGGAUGACCCUGAUGAACACAUUGAAUAAGGAAAAGUAUAACUUCAAUUGCAAUCGCUGGCUGGAUGCCAAUGAGGAUGACAACGAGAUUGCGAGGGAGAUGACUGCAGAGGGCCCAACAGUGCGGAGGAUAAUGGGCAUGGCCCGGUACCGUGUGACUGUGUGCACAGGGGAACUUGAAGGUGCAGGGACUGAUGCCAACGUCUAUCUCUGCCUUUUUGGCGAUGUGGGAGACACGGGGGAGCGGCUGCUGUACAACUGCAGGAAUAACACCGACCUGUUUGAGAAGGGCAAUGCUGAUGAGUUCACCAUUGAGUCUGUCACCAUGAGAAAGGUGAGGCGGGUGAGAAUCAGACAUGAUGGCAAAGGCUCAGGCAGUGGCUGGUAUCUGGACCGGGUACUGGUGAGAGAAGAGGGGCAACCCGAGAGUGACAACGUGGAGUUCCCAUGUCUCAGGUGGCUGGACAAGGAUAAGGAUGACGGGCAGCUGGUCCGAGAGUUGCUGCCCAGUGACAGCAAUGCCACACUCAAGAACUACCGCUAUCACAUCAGUGUGAAGACUGGGGACCUUUCUGGGGCCAGCACGGAUUCUAGGGUCUACAUCAAGCUCUAUGGGGAAAAAUCUGACACCAUCAAGCAAGUUCUUCUUGUCUCCGACAACAACCUCAAAGACUAUUUUGAACGUGGUCGGGUGGAUGAAUUCACCCUGGAGACUCUGAACAUCGGAACUAUCAUCCGGCUGGUGAUUGGGCACGACAGCACAGGCAUGCAUGCAGGUUGGUUCCUGGGAAGCGUCCAGAUCCGUGUGCCCCGCCAAGGCAAGCAAUACACCUUCCCUGCCAACCGCUGGCUGGACAAGAACCAGGCCGAUGGACGUCUGGAGGUGGAGCUUUACCCCAGUGAGGUCGUGGAGAUCCAGAAACUGGUCCACUACGAGGUUGAGAUUUGGACAGGGGAUGUGGGAGGUGCAGGCACCACUUCCCGAGUCUACCUGCAGAUCUAUGGGGAGGAAGGCAAGACUGAAGUGCUUUUCCUCUCCAGCCGCUCCAAAGUUUUUGACCGGGCAUCCAAGGAUACAUUCCAGCUGGAGGCAGCGGACGUGGGUGAGAUCUACAAGAUCCGGCUGGGGCACACGGGCGAGGGCUUCGGGCCCAGCUGGUUCGUGGACACCGUGUGGCUGCGGCACCUGGUGGUGCGGGAGGAGGACCUCACACCCGAGCAGGAGGCCCGGAAGAAGAAGGAGAAGGACAAACUGCGCCAGCUGCUCAAGAAGGAGCGGUUGAAGGCUAAGCUGCAGAGGAAGAAGAAGAAGAAACGGAAGGGCAGUGAUGAGGAGGAGGAGGGCUCCGAGGAGGAGGAGGAGGAGUCCUCGUCGGAGGUGUCUUCCUCAGAAGAGGAGGAGGAGGAGACCGAGGAGGAAGAGGAAGAGGAGGAGUUUGGGCCGGGGAUGCAGGAGGUGAUUGAGCAGUACAAGUUCGAAGCCCACCGCUGGCUGGCCCGGGGAAAGGAGGACAAUGAACUUGUCGUGGAGCUGGUGCCAGCAGGCCGACAGGGUCCUGAGCCCAACACCUAUGAGGUCCAGGUGAUCACAGGAAAAGUGCCCAAGGCUGGCACUGAUGCCAAUGUCUUCCUGACCAUCUAUGGUGAGGAGUAUGGGGACACAGGCGAGCGGCCCCUGAAGAAGUCAGACAAGUCCAACAAGUUUGAGCAGGGUCAGACCGACACCUUCACCAUUUAUGCCAUUGACCUGGGGGCUUUGACCAAGAUUCGGAUUCGUCAUGACAACACAGGCAAUAGACCAGGCUGGUUCCUGGACAGAAUAGAUAUUACUGACAUGAACAAUGAGAUCACGUAUUACUUCCCGUGCCAACGCUGGCUGGCAGUGGAAGAAGAUGAUGGCCAGCUAUCCAGGGAGCUGUUGCCAGUGGAUGAGUCCUAUGUGCUGCCCAGUGAGGAUGAGGAGGGUGGAGGACAUGGUGACAAUAAUCCCCUGGACAGCCUGGCCCUGGAGCAGAAAGAUAAAUCGACCACCUUCUCAGUGACUGUAAAGACUGGGGACAAAAGGAAUGCAGGCACAGAUGCCAAUGUGUUCAUCACACUCUUUGGCACACAAGAUGACACCGGAAUGACCCUCCUGAAGUCUUCAAAGACCAACAGCAACAAGUUCGAGAGGGACAGCAUUGAAAUCUUCACAGUGGAGACGCUGGAUCUGGGAGACCUGUGGAAAGUCAGGAUCGGCCAUGACAACACAGGAAAGGCCCCAGGCUGGUUUGUAGACUGGGUAGAGGUGGAUGCCCCCUCUCUUGGGAAGUGCAUGACAUUUCCUUGUGGCCGCUGGCUGGCCAAGAAUGAAGAUGAUGGGACCAUCGUCAGGGACCUCUUCCAUGCGGAGCUUCAGACGAGGCUGUACACACCAUUCGUCCCUUAUGAGAUAACCCUCUACACCAGUGAUGUCUUUGCUGCUGGGACAGAUGCCAAUAUCUUCAUCGUCAUCUAUGGCUGUGAUGCUGUGUGCACCCGGCAGAAGUUCUUGUGCACCAACAAGAGGGAGCAGAAGCUGUUCUUCGAGAGGAAGUCUGCCUCCCGCUUCAUCGUGGAGUUAGAGGACGUGGGUGAGAUCAUUGAGAAGAUCCGGAUUGGCCAUGAUAAUACGGGCAUUAAUCCUGGGUGGCAUUGCUCCCACGUGGACAUUCGCAGGCUCCUCCCAGACAAAGACGGUACAGAGACCUUGACUUUCCCAUGCGAUCGAUGGCUUGCCACCUCUGAGGAUGACAAGAAGACCAUUCGAGAACUGGUCCCUUAUGAUAUCUUUACUGAGAAAUACAUGAAAGAUGGGUCCUUAAGGCAGGUCUACAAGGAAGUGGAGGAGCCUCUAGACAUCGUGCUAUACUCGGUACAGAUCUUCACAGGGAACAUUCCCGGGGCCGGGACGGAUGCAAAGGUCUACAUCACCAUCUAUGGAGACCUGGGGGACACCGGGGAGCGCUAUCUUGGCAAGUCGGAGAACCGCACCAACAAGUUCGAGAGAGGAACGGCCGACACUUUCAUCAUUGAGGCUGCUGAUUUGGGUGUCAUCUACAAAAUCAAGCUCCGCCAUGACAACACUAAGUGGUGUGCAGACUGGUAUGUGGAGAAGGUGGAGAUCUGGAAUGAUACCAAUGAGGAUGAGUUCCUGUUCCUGUGCGGGCGCUGGCUGUCCCUGAAGAAAGAGGAUGGGCGACUAGAGAGACUCUUUUAUGAGAAGGAGUACACUGGGGACCGAAGUAGCAACUGCAGCAGCCCCGCUGACUUCUGGGAGAUCGCCCUGAGCUCCAAGAUGGCCGAUGUGGAUAUUGCUACAGUGACAGGACCCAUGGCUGACUAUGUUCAGGAGGGCCCAGUUAUUCCCUACUAUGUGUCAGUCACCACCGGGAAGCACAAAGAUGCGGCCACUGACAGCCGAGCCUUCAUCUUACUCAUUGGAGAGGAUGAGGAGCGCAGCAACCGCAUCUGGCUAGACUACCCCCAAGGGAAGAAGGGCUUCACCUGUGGCUCUGUGGAAGAGUUCUUCGUUGGAGGCUUGGAUGUGGGCAUCAUCAAGAAAAUAGAGGUGCUUUAUGAAAUGACAGUGUGGACCGGUGAUGUGGUUGGAGGGGGCACCGACUCCAACAUCUUCAUGACUCUGUACGGCAUCAAUGGCAGCACAGAGGAGGUACAGCUGGACAAGAAAAAGGCCAGGUUUGAGCGGGAGCAGAACGACACCUUCAUCAUGGAGAUCCUGGACAUUGCUCCCUUCACCAAGAUGCGGAUCCGCAUUGACGGCCUGGGCAGCCGGCCCGAGUGGUUCCUGGAGAGGCUUCUCCUUCUCAUCGUCAAGAGUCUGAGCCUGCCAGCUGCAGCCCAGCUGGGGUCCUGUCCCUGGGUGCUCAAGUGCGCUGAGAGCAGCCACAAGGCUGGGAUGCUGAGACCCUAG